UGGGUUCAAGGUUGGAAGGCUAACCGAGGAUGACUUCAGGGAACUCGACGGGGCGGCGAGCGCCACUGGUCGCGUCGUUCGUAGCGUUGCCGCACUCGUCGGACGACAGAACUGGACUCGAGAUUUCAAGGAUUUCAUCCGCAGGGUUACGGCGUACGAGCCGUACUCACAGUUCAUCUCACACCACCACGCACUUGACGAAGCGUGUACGAUCCACGCGAGGAGCUUGCCGGACGGGAUGCUACCGCACACGCCUCUCAAUCAAUGAGUUCCUGCUUAGUCGACCGUGGCAACCGAUAUUACAGGAGAUGAAGAAGUACGAGGUUAUGGAGUCGUUCCCCGACACCCUCAUCAGCGAGGAGAAGCGGUUAAGAGAGGGUGUCGCGGCGAAGGUAGAAGAGUUCAAUCAGAAGAUUCACAAGCGCCAACGCUGCUACUCCGCGGAUGAAGCGUCGGAGGUCGGACAGCAGUGCAAGGAGAAGAUUCACAAGGAGGGUCAACGCGCAGCCACGACGAAAGCCUCUGAUGCCUUCGAGCGCAAGGAUCCAGGAGGAGACAAACUGAGUAGUAGCUCUUUUCCUCGACCUUUAUGCUGA
Ectocarpus sp. CCAP 1310/34 is the source of this 596-nucleotide messenger RNA. The record is from the annotation of a GenBank genome assembly. Lineage: Eukaryota; Phaeophyceae; Ectocarpales; Ectocarpaceae.